UUAACCUUAAUUUAAGGCAUGUGACGACUCAUAACAUUGCGAAAGCAGUGACAAGCAAGAAAACAUGAAGACUCUCUGUGUAUUGGUGCUGGCCCUUGGCCUGGCCGUGGCUAUGCCUUCAAACACUUGCCAUAAGAAGCUCCUGGCUCAUGGUUUCUCGUCCAACUUCAACGAGACGAUUGCCCAUGCCAUUCACUCCAUGACUGUGGAAGGGCUCAAGCUUUUCAACCCUAAAGCUAACGAGAAGAACACCGUACCUACCGUCAACAUGGACCGCCAUGCUGAAGUCAAUGUCGUCCCCUACGCUCCAGAAGACUGUGUGGGAAGUGACUUCACCUCUUUCACCAUGAAUACCUUCGAUAAGAUCCUCACCAACUACGGUCAAGACAACGACGGCCUCGGAGCAUUCUGGUCUCCUCUGGAGCGUGUGGCUCACAAGUUCCACAUGUGGGAUGUCUGGGUUACUAUUCAAACCGUAUUCGAGUCCAAAGUCCUUCCUAACCCUCCUAAAGACGAUGUGUGUGAUUGUAUCCUAGAUACAGAGAGCAACGGUAUCUACAAAGCCGUCAAGUGGGUCUCAGAUCAUUACGACAGUGGAACCCCCAUUACGCUCCUCAACCGUCCCAUUCCUAAGCUGGCUGAUGCUGCCUCUUGGGCCGUGUGGAAGGAGAGACUCCUCUGGUACUACACUGAGGGCAACCUCCUCGAUGCUGCUAACUACCUCUACUGUGCCACUAAGGACUUUUGAGCCCGGGCCCGGGAACUGAGAACUAAUUCUGAAUGUGUGUUUUAUGAAGAAUCCCCUCUAACUAUGUGCUAAAAUUGUUUUGUAAUCUAAAUGUCUGUUAUCAUGCUAGCUGCAUGCUUUAUAAUUAAAUGUGGUUAGUUGUGUAAA
Halichondria panicea is the source of this 895-nucleotide messenger RNA. RefSeq lists its product as uncharacterized. NCBI's taxonomy places the organism in Eukaryota, Metazoa, Porifera, Demospongiae, Suberitida, Halichondriidae. Bases 65 to 748 code for a protein of 227 amino acids. The record is from RefSeq and is a predicted model, not a curated record. The transcript has a single exon.